CUUUAAUCAAUUAUUUUAAACCGAUUUUCGUUGAUACAGUUUUACGCAAGCGAUUGUUAUAGGUAAUACAAUUGUCUGAAAUGACUUUAUUAAAUCCACUGUUGACCGACCAUGCGCGACUUAAUUGAUGUCUGAAAAAUUAAAGCGAAUUUCAGUUGUCACUAUCAGACUUGUUCCGCAUAUCAGCAAACGUGUUUUCAAGGUCUGAUACAAACUUAAACGCUCAGUCACCAUGUCAAAGACACACCUUUUCUGGCUCCUACCUUUUGUGGUCCACAUUUGUGCCCAACAACCCGUCGUGCAAACACCACUAGGAUCUAUAAAGGGCUCGUUUCGAAAAUCCAUUCAAAACCGCACGUUCUCGUCCUUCGAGGGCAUACCAUACGCCAAACCCCCCAUCGGUGACCUACGAUUUGAACCUCCUGAACCCAGAGAACCAUGGAACGGAAUCUGGGGCGCCAACCAUCCCAGUUUUUGUGCCCAAACUAACACUUUUAACUCAGACAUCAACGGAGAUGAGGACUGUCUCCACGUUAACGUUUACGUUCCUCGUGAAAACCCCAACCCCGACGACAAGCUAGACGUCAUGGUGCACAUCCACGGAGGCGCCUAUAUGUACGCUAGUGGUCAAUUUUUCGCCAAUCCGGUGGUCUUGAUGGACAAAGAACUCGUUUUGGUUAGCUUGAACUACCGUUUAGGGAUUUUGGGUUUCUUGAGUACUGAAGACGACGUGGUUUCUGGUAACAAUGGGUUGAAAGACCAAGUGUUGGCUCUGAAGUGGGUUCAGGACAAUAUAGCGAGUUUUGGGGGUAACCCUGAGUCGGUGACCAUACAUGGAAUAUCAGCAGGGGGUGGAAGCGUGCAUUUCCAUUACUUAUCUGAGAUGUCGAAAGGGUUGUUCCAUAAAGGGUAUUCCCAGAGCGGGGUAGCGGCGAAUACGUUUUCAAUUCAAGAGGGAGCGUUAGAGAAAGCAAAAAUUUUGGCGGACGCUGUGGGAUGUCCGGUUUCAGACACGACAAUCUUGGUUAAGUGUUUGAAACAAAGACACCACAGGCAGCUUCUUAGUCAAAUGGGGCUAUUUUUUGGGUAUUCUACAAUCCCGAUUUCUCCCUUCGCGCCUGUUGUGGAAAAAGGGUCGAACCCGUUUUUGAAAGAACACCCAUACGAGUUAUUGAAAAAAGGAAAAGUCAACGAUUUGCCGUGGAUUAGUUCGAAUGUGGCUGAUGAAGGCCACUUGCUCGAUAUGUUCCUUCCGAAAGAUGUUUUCGAUUUUAACACUGACUGGCAACGGUUUGGACCAAUUCUUCUGGAUUUCAACUACACCAUCGGCAGUUCUUUAUGGUCGAGUACGUGGGAACGGAUUAAAAAUUUCUACUUUGACGACAAAGCAAUUAAUGCCGAAAAUUUUGACAUUCUGUGUAACAUGUAUGGAGACAGGACUUUCACAGUAGACGGGCAAAAUGUUGCUAGAAUUCAAGCAAGCGUUACAAAAUCGCCAGUGUAUUACUACUACUUUAGGUACAAAAAGGAAGACGAUAAGUAUGUGAGUCAUGGUGUCGACGCUAAAUAUUUAUUUGGACCUACUAUCUUAGCUCCAGACGCUUUAACUGAAGAUGAAUUACUUUUGAGGAAUAUUUUCUUAGACAUAUUCAUUUCUUUUGCAAAAACGGGAACACCGAGCAUCCCAGGAGUCGAGUGGAAGCCCACCAAAGACGAUAAAUUGACUUACCUUGACAUCAAAGGUCCAAGAACAGAAGACAUUACUUUAAAAGAAGUCGACGAACUGGCUCCCCUCAAAUUUUGGCAAUUUUUGGAAAAGUUGGAACAGAGCGCCAGAAUCGAUUUGUAAACUCUAAAAGUCAAGCAUGAAUUGCAUAAUAUAUUUUGUAUCGAUAACAAGUGUGAAGUUGUAAUUACUCGUAUCUAUAAAGUAAACAAACAGAUUUUUCCUUA
Molecule: messenger RNA, 1953 nt
Organism: Zophobas morio
Lineage: Eukaryota; Metazoa; Arthropoda; Insecta; Coleoptera; Tenebrionidae
Product: venom carboxylesterase-6-like
Exons: 7
Coding region: 233-1849 (538 amino acids)
Source: RefSeq, a predicted model, not a curated record